Molecule: messenger RNA, 9008 nt
Organism: Cinara cedri
Lineage: Eukaryota; Metazoa; Arthropoda; Insecta; Hemiptera; Aphididae
Source: the annotation of a GenBank genome assembly
AGAACUUCCGCGCUACGCGUCCGCGAGUAUUCGUGCGUACACGCGCCGCAUUUAUGGUUUGAACCGCCGAAACGACGUCGACACAGUGCGCAUCAGCAAUACCGCCGUGAUGGCAUCGGGUGAGCAAAACGUUCAAUAAUCAUUGUUGUAAUAUAUUACAAUAUAAUAUUAAUUGACGGUGGCGGACACGACGGUUGCACGUUCGGUCGUUCAACACGGGUAUAAAUCCGUAGUAAACCGUCAUUACUGCAGGUAUUGAUGUAUACUGCACACAUUGGAUAUCCUACGAAUUAACAGUGCUUGAAAUGCAGGGGAAGGGGAUCCGAACUAUCCUCUACUACUUUUUUGUUAUUAUUUUUUCUUUCUUUUUAAGCGCUCCUAUUAUAAUUAUUUCUAUUGGAACCCGGCGAUAGUGCGACAAAAAUCACGUCAUGUCAUCGACUCGGAUAAAUUGUAACUUUUUUUUUUUGAUUCUGGAACGUACAAUGAGAAAUGUUUUUGGUUUUUUCACCAAGUUUUUUUACACAAGUGCAGUUAAUGGUGCAGGGCACCCUAUCGUGUAUAUCAGGUAUACCUGCACAUAAAGUUACGCACGGUUUUGAAAAUCAAAACGCCUCAAACGAUAUUUUAUAAGUGAUUGUUAAAGUCACCAAUAAAUAAUAACAAUACGCAUUCUAUUUAAAGAGCUAUCCUAUUUUUUUUAAAAAAAAUUCCUAAUUAGAAACUUAAAAUGCGAAAAAUUGUAGUGAAUAUAAUGCUUGUAAAAACACUAUUAGAGACAUCCUCGCGAGAGGAGGGUCAUACCCCCUCUACCGCCAACAUCCCGUUUUUUUUUUUUUGUUUUUUUUUUUGGUUUUUAUGGCUUUCCAUAGUAACAGCUUCCUGCACGGUCAUCUAACCUACUAAAUAUUCAUACUUUCCAUUCAACAAAUCUGAAAAUACCACAGGGUUAGAGAUAGAGGGGGGCUAUAAUAUGCCCUUCCAAACCUGGAAAUCUAAACUACCGAAUCGGCCAUUCAACAAUAGUUAAAUUUUAAAGUUGACAAAAUCAAUUAUUUGUUCGUAUUUUCUUACGUUAUAUUACAAAUAUAACCGUAAAAUGUUUUAUUUAUCAAAAGAUUAAAAAAAUGGGUAAAAACAUUUUUGGAUGUCAGUGAAUUUAAUAUUUGAGUUUGGACAAUUGUUAAUCAUAUCACUACGUCAAUCUUUGUCAGUUUCAUGUGUGACACCUAGCUAUUAUAAAACACACAAAACUAACAUUUUAAAAAUGUACAGUCAUUUAAAAUUGUUGAAAUAGUUUCUUACUUUUAACGAUGUGUUGAGCAUUAAAUUUUGAAUAACGGAAAAAAACGCAUCGUGUUGUCUUCCGUAAUAUUGUUCUCUUAUAAUUUUACAAUAAAUGCUUUUACUCUAAAACCAAAAUUAAGCGAGUUCUACUUAAUCUGCGUAAGCAUGUUUUGGCUAUUUUUACCGAUAAUAAUUAUACUGAGACAGUAAAAUAUGUGGAUGUGACGUCCUCUUAACAGCCGUACUCCUAAAUAUAGUUUACCGGUUAUUUUCGAAUUUAUAUAUACAUAGGAGUAUCAGUAUAUUAUAUUAACUAUCCCGUACGACGGCUUUACCUGUGCAUAGUAUCACACACAAAUUAACAAACAAUAAAAAAGUUUCUCCCCGUGUUCUCCUAAUAAUAAAUACUGUUUGCAUUUAUUUCCUUCGGAUCACUACAUAGUUGAACGCCUUCACGGCUCCACCCCUAACGCAGUUGACCCACAUACCGCGCUGACCGAAAUUAAAUGCUUAUGGUAACCCCUACUCUCACCAUCAUCCUCUCUCAACCAUCAAAUCCAACACUUCUUUUUCGGAAGUCAUUUCACCCCAACUCUCUACUGUCUCUAAAUCAUAACCCAUUUGCUUGCAUGCAAAGUUGGAAGUUGAAUGUGUUAAAAGACAUUUUUGCCAUCCACUAUCAUACGAUCACCGCUUAGUACCAAAUUGCAAAAACUCUAGAUAUACCUUUAACCACCAUAACGGAUGGCGGUGAGUAGUUGUGGCGAAAAGUGAAUAAUCACGAACACAAAUUAUUUGACUUCUAUUAGGUCUAUCUGUUGCUAUUCCACCCGUGUCAAUUUAAUUUCCAGGAUUUUUAAUAAUCCUUUUAAAACAGAAUCAAUUAAUCAAAUUCAUUUUAACGAGGAUUUUGAUAUUUUUUUUAAAUUUUAGAUUCUGACAAAGCGAAAAAUAUGUGUAGAUAUUGCUCCGAUUUUCAAAUAUAGUAUCUUUUCUGAAAGGAAAUUUGUCUGGGGUAAUACUUUAAAUAAGCCAUUUUUUGAUUUGCACAGGAGUUUUCAUAAUAAAUAGGAAAAAACGGGAAAAUUUACGAAAAUAAUACUUUUAUUAUUUUUAAUUUGUUUUUUUUUUUUUUUUGCUGUAAUUCUCUCAAAAAUAUCCAUAGAGACUUGAGAUUUAAAUAUAAACCUUAUAUUUUUUUUUAUAAAUAUGGAAAUAUUUUCAAAAUAUUUUAGCCAUUUUUGAGCUAUUUAUAGAUAUUUUAAUUAAGCGAGUUGUUCCCACCCAUCGUGCGAAGUAUAGUUGUCUUUUAUUAUUAUUAAUUUUUUUUUUUCAUUAAAUCAAAAUUAACUCAAUACCAACAAUAGCAAACAAUUCUAAAUUCAUAAAAUAUGUAAACCAUAAAUAGUGGCCAAACCUAUCAUAAGGAAACUUGUUCCCGUAAUAUAAACAGUAUGCUUCUAGGCAAGGUAUUCUAAACUUAUAAAGUAAUGUUGAUUUUUUGUGAGACGUUUUGUCAUAAUAAAGAGUUGGUAUAUGCUAGGUAAGACACCUCUUCAAAAGAAAGCGACAGAAUGAAUUGGCAUAUAGGGUUUCCUAGUGGCACAAUUAAGGGGCUAGGGAGGCUUAUCCCCCUUGAUAAUCUGAAUACUCUAAAUGCAGAAAUAGAUCCCCGACAAUCACAUUAACUUAAUAUUUUAGUGGAGUUCGAGCCUCUCCAAUUGCAUCAUUGGGGUUGCCUCGGGCCCCAGUGAUGGCUCUAGCGUAGGUAUGAGCAAUACGUUUUUGAUGUUAAAAUAUUCAAUGAUGUGUAAUUUUGAUAAGUAAAUUGAUUUAAAAAAAUAUGUCUAUUAUACAAAAUAAGUAUGGGAAAAAUAUUCUGCUGGUGGAACUUUGUACGCAGGUGUUUAGUGUACUCCAUCACAAUACUGCAGCCGUAUUACUUAUGUAAAGUACUCUUUCACAGAAAAUUGAUAAUCAUUCUAAGUAAUUAUUAAUUAUAUUGGCAUAAUGGUUUAUUUAUGAAAAGUGUAUAGAUUUCCAUCUUUCCCAAAUAUAAUAUCAUUAAUAAAUAGAACACGGAUUUAUAUGCACUAAAAACCAACCAAAUAUGCGCUAAAAAUCAUAAAUAAAUGCACUCAAAUGUUAAAAUAAGCAUGAAAAAUAAAAAAUAUGCAUAAAAAAAAUGUUUUUUUUUGAACAUUUAAUUAAAACAUUCAAUUUAAAAUUAUAGAAACCCUACUAUACAUACUUUUCUUCAUUUUCAUUAUUUUGUAAGUGGUUUUCAUGUAUAAGACUCUCGAUACCGACGUUUUAUCUUCCGGUAUUUUGAUAAAAAUAAAGUAAUAAAAACUUGAAUUACAACAGAAAGCACACACGAACGUACGGUAAAUAUUUGAACGCACUGAAAUAAUUUAAAUGGUCAAUGGUCGUAAUCGAUAUUUUCUUAUCUUUGUGUACGUAUUUUAUUUCACUGAUUUUCACUUGAUCUAAGGUCAUAUUUGGCAAAACCGUUUAUACCUACACUUAUACCUAUUAAUUUAUAUAAAAAUAUAAAAAAUAUAUAAAACUAUAAAAAUAUAAUAUUUUUUUCUUAUAUUACAAUAGUAUAUAUUUCUAAAACGUCUAAAAAAAAAAAUCGAAAUAUGCCCUAAAAGAUGAAAUAUACAAUUAAAAUUGUAAAAUAAGCCCUUGAAAACAGAAAAAAAUGGAUUAAUGUCGAGAUAUCCGUAAAAAUGCACUAAAAAAGUUUCAUUUUUUAAAUCGUUAUGUCAUGAAACACAUUUUGUGCUCACUUAGCAUGUCAUACGAUCAACCAGAAUAAAUAUACAAAUGCAUACAAAUCUGCGCUCUAAAAUAAUAUUAAUACAUAAAAUAUACAGUUAUUAUGUUUAGGUGUAAAUUAAUUUAAAAUGUUUAUGUACUAGGUGAUUUGAAAUUAGCGUGAUAAAUUAAUAUUUUGGUAUUACAUCACGUUUCAACAAAUUUAAUUACAUUCCUCUCUGCGCUCAAAAUCUAAAAAAAAAAAAACACGGUUUUUGUUUGUUAAAUUGUAUACCUAUACAAGACGUGAGGUAUUCAAAAAUAAUAUAAUAAUAAAACGAUACGUUUUUUAGGUACUCAUUAAAUACGUAAUAUUUUUGUUUGGUUCAUUUAUACAUUUAAACUUAAUAGGUAUCAUAUCUACGCUGUAUUCUGUAUACUCAUUAAUGUCGCAAAAUAAAUAUAGAUUUUAUUGUAUUAUAUUUAAUAUACAUAUAUAUAAAUAUAUAGUAAUGAAACUAUGUGGUUUUUUUUUUUUUUAUUUUCAUUUUAGGUACAAUGAUUACUGUAAUGUUUUUGUUGAGUAUGUUACAUACCGUAUUGGCCGUCACCGCAUACGAAGAAGCGGAAAAACAAUUUUUAACUAAAUUAGGUAAAUUUAUGUCCAAUACAUAGAAUGAUUUAAGGGGUCAAUGGAUAAAUGUGUGAACUUAAAUUUUUUGAAAUUGGUAUUGUUUUAUAAAUCGACUUGUUUUGACGUAGCACAGAGUACAGACGCAUACAAAAUCUCGAAGCAAAAACUAUAGUAUAUUAACACCGAUCAGCAUUUAUAUGGUAGCAUUAAUUAGUAUUUUAUUACCGAUUACUAUUCGUCAUUUUUUUUUAUGUGUAUAGGUGUUAUAAUAAUUUUUCGUUUAAUAUCAUCCACUUGAACAAUUUUAAAAAUGUUAGUUAUUUCCUUUACCCAUUGACCCCUUCCAUUCAAUUGGCAAAAUAUUUUUAUUUUUUUUUCAUUAUUUUGGUUUUGAUUUUUGCUUCGUUUUGUUUGCUUUAGGUCUAAGCCGAAAACCGAUUGUAAAUAAAAAUGUCGACAUACCUUGUGCGACGAUGGAAUUAUAUAAAUCGAUGUCGGAAAAAAAUACUGCAAAGACCAAUUUUCCACUUCCGGGUUUGCACACAAAAUCGGCCAAUACUGCUAGAACGUAUACCAACACAGGUAACUGCAACAUACGAUUUAUAAAAACUAAUCACAUUUUUUUUAUAUUACACACAAUAUACACAGCUUUUUAAAAACAAUAAUUAUAAGUACGUUACAAUGACAGAUUUGAGAGGGGCAUUUGAUGACCAUCCUCUUUGGAAUUUUCAGAAAACCCAAAGCCGUAGCUAGGGAAAUGAUUCAGUGGUGUACGUUUAAACGUAAAAAAUAUUUAUGUAUAAUAUUUAUUUAUAUUAAAUACAUUUUAGACCCUCCCUCUAAAAUUUGUUUUCAAUAAAAUAUUAUCAUAUUAAUUUACCACCACAACCCCCCCCCCCUGGAUUCAAAUCAGACCAGAGUGGUUUCAAAAAGCGAUUUAUACGAUAUUAUUUCAUUAUAAUCAAUGCUGGAUACUAAACUCAUUAUUAACUAAUCAUUAAAUUGAAAAGUCACUUUUGUAAAUACCUUUGAUCUUAUUCAGUCAGUUUAAAUUCUAAAUAACUUUCGAACCUAAUAUGGUGUACCUUAAAUAUUCUAUUAUCUAAAACAUUUAAAAUAAAUAAUAGAUAAUACCUAUCAAUUUUUUUUUUCAAAAUCUAUAUUUUAAAUACCUAUUAUAAUAUUAUCAAUGGAAUUUAUAAACUACUGAGCCCAUUACUUGUGCUAAUUUUUUAUUAAAAAUGUUCUAGUGUGUCCAAAGACCUAGGUUUAUGAGUGUAUUCAUUCGUAUCACCACAGAUACCCGUACAACACAGGGGUUAUACUAUAUAUUCACUAUAAUAACGCUAAAAUCAUGAGAACAUAUAACAGUAAUGUAGUGUUGUACUGUACAAAAAAACAUAAAGAUUAAAAAAUUACAUUUUACGUGUUUUCAGUUUUCACUUAUCCACCCAGUACAGUGCAUAGUUUUGUUUUUUUCACCCAUGUUACUUAGGUAGCCCAGCCUAUUUCAAGCUAACCUAACCGGUAGACAGUUAGAUAGACUUUUUAUAUUAAGUUGUUAUAGUUGUUAUGAAAUUUUUAUUUCUGUUUACUAUUUAUUCUUUUUGUUUUUAUUUUUUUUAUUAGUCCGUGUUACUAAGGUCAUCUAUAAUUUAACAAAAAUAAUUUAAUUUCCGUACCAAAAAUACUUAAAAACCUUUCAUUCCCUUCAAGUUUUAUUCUCGCGACAAAAAAUAAUGUUUGUUUUUCUCCAAAGUACCGUCUAUCAAAAUUCAUCAAAAUUGAUUCAACAGUUUAAGCGUAAAAACAUAACAGAUAGACUUACUAUUACAUUUGUAAUAUUAAAAUAGAAUCAAUAAUAUUUAUUUUGAAUUAUCUAAUACGUAAUAUUACUGCAUCAAAAAAAAAAAACGUUAUAAUUAAUCAGUGGUACGUUAUUAUGUUUGUAUUUGUUUCAAUAAUUUAGUUUUAUUUUUGAACGACUAGAUUUUUAGGUUAGUGACGUUACAUAAAAUCUAACUUAAAUUAUGAUUUUCACCGAACAACUUAUAACCCUAAUUUAACUAAGUUUGAAAUUUCGCAAAUUAAAAAAACAACUACCAACCUUGAUUGGUUUUUUUAUAAUUCUCAACUAAACUUAACUUUAAUAUAAAUAAUAAUUGUCGAUAAGUGACCUGCCCAACUUUGGUUAUAAAUUAUAAUACAUAUAAUGGUUUAAAAAUUAUUUUAAUUGUAUGCGGUUUUCCUAAAAAUAUAAAUACGAGUUCCCAAAAUAAUAUAGGUAUGAUAAUUUCUUAUCGUAAGAUUUUUAAAUUAUAUUUUUGAAUAUAGGAUCUCCUCCGAUUAAUUCAAAAUCUCAAAGGUACCGACUACAGUUCGACAUACAACCUUUGCCGGAACGAGAACAAGUUACGGCUGCCGAAGUCCGUAUUACAAUGUUUUACAAAGCCCGAUUGGAAGACGACGAAUUUAUCCACGUCCUUGUACACGAUAUCAUUGAACCGGGCAUAAAAGGCUUUUCAAAACCUAUACUUAGGUAAGUAAUUAUAUUAUAAUAACAAGAAUAAUACGAAUCAAUGAUGUUAUAGGUAAUACUUAUAUUUUUUCUAAUAAAUCCGUAUUAUUUGUUAGGCUAAUAGAUUCGAAAUCGAUAAACAGAUCGACCGCUUUAAAAUCCGAAGUGAUCAGUUUUGACGUGACGCCCGCCAUUGAAAGGCUAUCGGAGAAAAAUUUUGACGGAAAUCACGGUAUAAUAGUUCAAUGCGUGAUCACGUCUGGUGGUCAAACGCAUAUAAUGGACGUGUUUGAUUUUGAAUCGUCCGAAAAGGCGUUACUGAUAGUCUACACCGACGACGGAACAAGUAAGAAUGAUUAUAUUAUGAAUUUGAAUAUAACUUUGAUUGCUACUUAUUGUAUUAACUGUUUAGGUUUAAUAAACAAACAAUAAUAUUGUUAUCUUAAGUGACGUAUUUAAGAUAUUAAAAUUUUUUUUUUUUUUUUGAAAGAGGGGGGAAUAUUCUGAAAAUAUUUUCCCACAAAUAUUAUGAUAGAUUGAUCAUAAACUCAUGAUGAGUAUCAUCUGCCUCACACACUCAUCAAGACAGGGGGAUUAGCUUUCAGGACACCCCUACCCAAAAUACGCCACUGAUUAUAUUCAAUUCACAUAAUAUUAUAUAUAUAAAAAAAAACAACCUCAAUAACAAAUAAUAUCUUUCCUUGUCUUCAUCGUAGUAGCAUUUUCCGUCUCUGUAGUCUUUCUUCCUCGCAAUACAGGAAACAUGUGUUCACGUAAACAUACGCAAAUAUCAUUAAAAUAUAAAUAUUUUUGAAAAUAACCUCAUAGACGUUUUUAAAAUAUCGAUUACCAAUUAAAUAGUUGGGUUAAUAAAAUAUACAUAAAUAAUACGAGUUUUUGUAUCUUCGAUAAGUUAGUUAAACAUUUUAGAGAAACGCUUAUGAGGUUAUCUUCGAAAUUUCAUCAUCUACAUAUUUCAUAAUAAUAGGCGUUUUAUCUUUAAAAUCGAUUUCGUUAUACAUGUUAUACAUUUUAUACGUGAGCACAUGUUUGCUAAGCUUCUUUUUUUCUCCGAAACACUGAAAAAAAAAUCCUUUCAAUAAAAUUAAAUCUACAUUUUGUUACACAAUAAAUAAAUCGAAGCACCCAAUAAACCCCUUUCCGACAAAACCAAAAUCUUCUAAAUCAAUUCACUCUACCAGACACAUGCGAGUUUUUCCUGUAAAGUAAAUGUUUUGAGCGCGAAAUAACUGUUUAUAGACUGCCAAGACUCGCUAAUUGUAAUUUUUAACAAUUCCUAACAAUUUGUAAAAGACCACCAACCAUAUUAUUCCCAAACCUAUAUAAUAUAUUUGAAUAUUAUUUAUUUUGUAUUUGUAUUAAUCGUUUCAGUCGAGAAAAACGCGAACAAUAUGAUGGAACGGUACAGGACCAAGAGAUCGGCAGACGACGAGCCGACGAAAACGGUGACGUCGAAAAAAUCCAUACCGAAAAUAUGUCAGAGACAUCCGCUGUGGGUCGAUUUCCAAUCGAUAGGUUUCACCGAUUGGAUCCAAGCGCCCCAGGGAUACGCCGCGUACUACUGUUACGGUGCGUGCAAGUAUCCGUUGGCCGAGCACAUGAACGCGACCAACCACGCGGUCAUGCAGACGUUUAUGAACCACCUCAAUCCGACGUCCGUCACCAAAUCGUGUUGCGUGCCCACCAAACUCGGGCCGCAGACGUUACUCUACUUGGACGACGAGGGCAAAUUGGUCGUGAAAACGUACCCGGACAUGACCGUGGAAGAGUGCGGCUGUAGAUAAG